This is a messenger RNA of Helianthus annuus (common sunflower), 1668 nucleotides long. RefSeq lists its product as uncharacterized. Lineage: Eukaryota; Viridiplantae; Streptophyta; Magnoliopsida; Asterales; Asteraceae. The transcript is spliced from 4 exons. The coding region runs from base 367 to 846 and encodes 159 amino acids. The record is from RefSeq and is a predicted model, not a curated record.
UAUGACAAUUUUGUAAUUUGGUUCUUUAAUAGGUUUAAAAGGUUGAGAAAAGAGACAGCACUCUCUGCUUCUGGUCACAAAAAGAAGAAAGAUCCGGAAGGAGAGAGGCCUGGCACGGCGGCGCGUGGCCAGGCGGUGGCGGAGCAAAGGCGGCACUAACAGAAAACAGAAAAGAGAGAGCACCGCUUCUGGUCAGAAAGAGAAGAAAGAUCUGGAAGGAGAGAGGCCCGGCACGGCAGCGCGCGACUAGGCUGUGGCGGAGCAAAGGCGGCAAUACCGAUUUCCGUCGAGUGCACGGUUAGGAUUAAGUAAACAAAAGACAAAGAAGCUUAUGGUAGCAUUGGUUAGGUCACAGAAGCGGUCGUCAUGGUCGUACAAGAAGAACAAAAGAGCAUACGGUGGUCCCACAUCAAGCAGACAAUGCCGGGUUCCGUCCGUUAUCCGGUCACCCGCUUUCAUCUUGGAUGGUGGAUGGACGGCUCUGUAGGAGAAGAGAGAAUUACAUAUCAACUGCAGCUAUGUGAAUACCACAAGAAUGAUGAUAGUUGGACCCAUUAUCACUUCUGCAAAUGGGUAGACGUUAGGAAAUCUAAAAGCAUCCUGCUUUGUAUUAUGUACAUGACUCUCUGGACGUUGUGGAAAGAACGAUAUGGUUUGGUUUUUAGAGGUUUGAAGAGACCGGCUGAUAGAGGGUGCGAAGACAUCAUCUCCUCCUUAUUCAAUUGUAUUAAUCACAGGUCUAAAAAUGUGGUCUGGGAUUUCUCUCCCUGUAUCCAGCUCGCUGGAGGCCUUUUAGCUUUUUUUAAUGCUAUGUCGUUAUCUAAAAAAGUCAGCAAAUGGGUAUGAAGUUGUGAUGAAUUGGUAUUAGGCUUGACGGUGUGGGCUUCGUCCCACCCCCGUCGUGCCCGGCGUCGUUCCGCCACCCAUUUCUCCCCUCCCCGUCGUCCCAAACGACCCAGGUAAGACGUUGAAGCCACUCCCACAAUUUUUCCAUCUGGGUAUCAAUAAUCUUUAACCAUGGAGAACAACAACAAUAAUCAAUCAAUCAUCUUUCUGGCAGUUCAGUGAUCAGCUUCGUGUUCAGACCAACAAUCUUUCUUUAAAUGACUCCAUCUGGAGCACCUCUUACGCCUCCAAACGCCCCGAAAAAGAUCGCCGGAACUUUGACCUCCGUGUUGGCGGUGACUUCAUCAACUCCGGCACCGUCCACACCAACAAUUCCGGCACCGAUUUUAAUGGGUUCAACUUUGACUGGAAGAUGGGGUCCACUAAAAGUGCUGAUUUUGGGAUAAAUGGUGGGUUUAAUAAAGGGGUUUAUUCAAACCCCAGUUUGAAUUUUGGUCCAUGAUGUGCACAAAAUGCAACAUAUAAAUUACAUCAAUUGUGGCAUAAAACUAACCCUUUUUAGUACUAAAGUUGGAAAAAGUAUGUUUUUGUCUUCCUUUUGUAUUUUCAGGAUUAAAUGAGCUCAAAUGAACAAAAGAAGCAAAAAAGGCAGCUAAAUCUAACACAAAUACAUGAAAGGAACAAACGUUGCACACCCGGCCUCCCUGACAGCAUCUUCCCAAGCAAAACAAGAGAACAGAAGGCUGAACACGCCCCGUGCUCAAUGAGCAUGGGGGCGUGCCCAAGUGUCAGCAGAAAAGACAAAGUUGUAGAAGUUUCUAU